Molecule: messenger RNA, 201 nt
Organism: Effrenium voratum
Lineage: Eukaryota; Dinophyceae; Suessiales; Symbiodiniaceae
Source: the annotation of a GenBank genome assembly
AUGAUGGAAGCUGACAGGGUGAGGGAGCUCGAGGCCGUGAGUGCUAAGUUGCUCCAGGCCUGCUCGAGGUGGGGAUCUGGUUCGUUUCCACAAAGCACGCUUCUGCCUGCGCCCUUCUGCAUCCGGGAGGACAUGCCGCCCAGCGUGCCCUACAAGGAUGACGGCUCGGGGUGGGACGAUGACUUCGCCACGAGCUCCUGA